UGCACAGUCCCCUUCUAUAGCUUCUUCGAGCGCGACAGAACCUCUGUAUGGCAAAUUCUCAGAUCUCAGAAGAGAGAAAAGGGCAGACGGUUGACAUAAGCUGUGUUGUCAGCAACAUUACGCACACGGCUGAACGCUAAAGGGGAUUGUCGAGUUAAAGGAGAAAAGAAAGUUAAAGAGUGAAGACAUUUUGACUGUUGAGGAAUUUAUUUAAACAAGUGCACCUCUACUCCCUUUUCUGACACCACUGAGAUUGGAUUAGCCUUUUGCCGGAUCAGCAUUUUAGGAGAACUUUUAUCCAGCAUGGAACCUGCCCAAUCAGAGAUGAGCAUCCUGCCCAAUGGGAAGAGUCAUGACCUGGCGGAAGACAUGUGUGUACCAGUGAAGACCUUGCUUGAGAAGGAGCAUUGCCAUGAUGGAUCUUUCCCUCCCCUUCCUGCCGCCCUCAGCAAUGGUACUCACAGCAGCAGAUUUGAUGACCCAGAGGGAGCAACAGCAGAGAGUGAGGAGUUCUUGCCCAACGGUGAUGGCAAGAAGCCUGUACGCUUCACUGACUUUGAAGGGAAGACCUCGUUCGGCAUGUCUGUAUUCAAUCUGGGCAACGCCAUCAUGGGAAGUGGUAUCCUCGGACUGGCAUACGCCAUGGCAAACACUGGUAUCCUGCUGUUUCUGUUCCUUCUGACCGCAGUGGCUUUACUCUCAUUGUACUCUGUCCAUUUGCUGUUGAAGUCUGCUGGAGUUGUGGGGAUCCGGGCAUAUGAACAACUGGGCCAGAGGGCUUUUGGUACACCUGGCAAGAUGGCCGCUGGCAUUGCCAUCACCCUGCAGAACAUUGGAGCCAUGUCCAGCUACUUGUACAUUGUUAAGUCUGAGUUCCCACUGGUCAUCCAGGCUUUCCUGAAGGCGGAAGACACAUCUACAGAGUGGUAUUUAAAUGGCAAUUACCUCGUGGUGCUGGUCACUAUCUGCAUUAUUCUUCCUCUGGCCUUCAUGAAACAGCUUGGUUACCUGGGCUACACCAGUGGCUUCUCACUCAGCUGUAUGGUCUUCUUCCUGACUGCGGUCAUCUACAAGAAGUUCCAGAUCCCCUGCCCCUUUGAGGACUACACGAGCAAUGCCACAAAUGUGCACGUUAUCUCCAACGUCUCAUUGGUUGACCAUGGCCACGCCUACCACAACGCGCAUGUGGAGGACGACUCCCACUGCGGCCCGCGGUUGUUCACGAUCAACUCGCAGACAGCGUACACAAUCCCCAUCCUAGCAUUUGCUUUUGUGUGCCACCCUGAGGUGCUGCCCAUCUACACAGAACUGCGCAACCCCACCCAGAAGAAGAUGCAGCACGUGUCCAACAUCUCCAUCCUCAUCAUGUACACUAUGUACUUCCUGGCUGCGCUCUUUGGCUACCUUACCUUCUACGACAAAGUAGAGCCAGAGCUGCUGCACACUUAUAGCCGCAUCGACCCCUUUGACACGCUGAUCCUGUGCGUCCGAUUGGCUGUGCUUACUGCUGUCACUCUGACUGUGCCAAUCGUGUUGUUCCCGGUGCGUAGAGCGAUCCAGCAGAUGGUCUUCCCGACGAGUGCCUUCAACUGGCUCCGUCACAUCGGCAUCGCUCUCAUCCUCCUCACCUUCAUCAACAUGCUUGUCAUCUUUGCACCCAACAUCCUGGGCAUCUUCGGCAUUAUUGGUGCCACCUCUGCCCCAUGCCUGAUCUUCAUCUUCCCUGCAGUUUUCUACAUCCGCAUCAUUCCCAAAGACAAAGAGCCCAUGAACUCCACCCCUAAGAUUGUGGCAAUGGCUUUUGCUGCUCUAGGUGUCCUCUUCAUGUCCAUGAGCUUGAGCUUCAUCAUAAUUGACUGGACAACAGGCACCAGCAAUGCGGGAGGCGGCCACUAGGGGGCUCUUCAUUUGGUGUGUGCGUGAAGUGUAUGCGUGCGUGAAGUGUAUGAGUGCUUCUGAGAAUGUGUGAGUGUGCCUGUGUGUGUGUGUGUGUGUGUGUGUGUGUGUGUGCGUGCGUGUGUGAGUGUGUGUGUGUGUGUGUGUGUGUGUGUGCGCACGCGCAGUGGCCGGGCUAGGGAUAGGUCAGUGGAUGGAAGCAGUGAUGAAGGGUUUGAGGGGGCAUUUUGGGGGCAAAAUGCCCAUUUUUCAUGGGCAUUUUGUUUUUACUCUGAUCACACGGAAUGUUCUCUUCACCAAAGCAGUUAAAGAGAGAACAGUCAUUUUUUUUUCAGAAUCUCCAGAGGGCUUAAUCCACUCUUAGGGCAGGCCUUUUAUAUACUGUUAUAGAAUAAUCAGUGUUGAUCUUGCACUUUUAAAUUCUUUGUCAGACCUGGAUAAAUAAACUUACCAAACGGCAGUAAUCAGGUCUGGCCAAAGAAAUGAAUAGCAAAACAAGCAAAGAAAUACAAACAACAACAAAGAAGUCAGUUCUAAUCUCCCUAAUGUUUUAAAUCAGGGCUGCUCACACACAUCUUUAAAUUCACCAAUCACUACAUUAAAACAAAACUUCCCUGUAGGGAAUGAUGCUGAUCUGGACGAUGAAAAAUUCGGAAAGUGCUUUUCUGGUCUGCAGCUCAUUGACAGCAUCAGGUUGUCCCUAGGAGGGAAGUAAUGAUGUAUUCACACUCAGACUAAUAUAUCCUAUACUGUCAGGGAUGUAGUGGAGGCUAAACGCAAGUAAACACAGUUUAUCCACCUCGGAAAUUUCAUUAAUAGAGUUUAUCCACCUCUUAUUAGACUCAUCACUCAUCAACACUCUAGGAACCAUUUAAUACCACUGGUGAUAUAAACAUUGGACAAUAACCUCCACCAUCAUCAAACAUGAUCUGAAUGGCUUUUUAAAAAAUCCGAUACAGCAUAGCGCAGUCCACCUCACCAAGAUCACAGAAAUCAUAGUUUACCCACCUCUUAUUUUACCACUACAUCCCUGCUUACUGUCUACCAAUUCACCAUUUCAUCAACCCCAUUCUCUUGGUGGCAGCCACCGGCCCUGGCCCCAUAUCAAACCUGUGGAUGUACAUGAGCACAAACCACAGCUAGUGCAGCACCCAUGCACAGCACAAACUUAAGUAGAAUUUUGUACACUUCUUUUUGGUAGGGAAACUCAUAUUAUUGUUUCAACGUGUGUAUGUACAGUAUGUCGUGUUAGGUACUUAUAUGUAUAUACGCACACACAUAUAGACACAGAAGCUUAAGUUACAUUAUUUUAUUAUUACAGAAUCGAAACUAAUGUGAUUUUUUUAGCUGAAUAGUGUCUCAGUUAAUGCUAUUUUUUGCAGAAAAGGGAGAGAGGUGUCAGUUGUGACAGUGUCAAUAUGUCCUAGACCUACUGCAUUAUGUGCCUAAGCAUUAAACCAUCAUAAACCGAGUCAGGCCCUUGCCCUCCUGAUCUCUACAUAAUAAAUUAUUCAAGAGAUUCAAAAACAGAAAUAAUGAAAACCUCAAAAACAUAAUAUCUAUUUAUUUUAAUAUGUAUCAAGACAGGUUAUACGUAUUUCAUCAGAUAGUGUGUAAAGAGCACUUUAUGAUCAUAUACUUUAUAAUCUAUUUCAGUGCCUGUUGUGUAUAUUGUGUAGAGGCAAGAGAGAGCAUGACAUGCAUCACUUGGUGCAAGACAACAGUCUCAGAAAAACAGACAUAAUCUAGAACUUUUACGACUGACCCUAAAAGCCUUCAGUAUUAUUUGCUGGUCAAAGGGUUUGGCUUCAGGAUACCCAAAAACCACAUGUGAGAUAAAGGCCUUCUCUGUAAGAAGAUGUGGGGUGUUAUACCUAGAUCGCAAAAGAUGCCUCUCCUGAGAGUAUUAUAGAAGACCUGUGGAGUUGCGUAGCCAGGUGGGUGAGGAUCAGGUGACCUGCUUUGGGCUCCCAGACUGCUGAGGCCCCUGUGAGAGGCAUCAGCCCACAAGCAAAACCACCUCUCACCAGCCAGUAUUUGCUUGGAGCAGGUGAUGCGCACCCAAUUCCAGUUCAGUUUUUGGCUGUAGACAGGCAGACAAAUAUUAUUUUUGGCUAAGGAAUAUAUAUUUUUUUUAAUUGCAGCGCUAAACAUGUGUUCUGUCCCAGCAGUGGAUACUGAGUUGUGUAUAUUGAUGCGUCCUACUUUUAUGGUUGUUCAACUCCACACACCUAUUGCCCAGGUUCGGAUCUAGACUGCUCAGAUUGGGGGAGCAAAUGUGUGGUACGGUUGACAUCUUUUCACACAGUUGACUAUACAACAGUGUAGAGCUGUUUAAAUGUACAACAGGUAUAGUUACUCUUACACAUAACAACUCUACUUUUACAUGAUAGGCUCCCUUGUAUCUGGUGUUUAACAAAGCUCUCAGUACUAAAAUCAAAUUUCAGUGUCUGCGAUUUCAUUCACAAAAUAUUUGCAUGUAACAUUCAGGAGAAGAUAUCAUUUUUUUCAAAUGUAUGUCAGUUAAUGGUCUGUCAGUGUGUAACACAAUUGGAUAUUUGAUUGCUGUACAAUGAAAUAUUGGUAUAUUUGUGUUCUAUUAAAUGUCUCAUUGCUGUUCAGUAUGGCCACUCCACAGUGGCUGUUGUCUUUGUUAACCCAGUAAUAAAAACUCAACACUUUUUUUUGGAACUUCAGUCAUUAUACCUCAUGCUGUAAGCAGUUAUGACCUGCCUUUACUGAUGAUUGUCUUCAGUGGUGCCAAAAAAUGAACUUACCUUCCUUCCAAUUCUCUUUUUAAUUUAAAGCGUGCCCACUUUUUCCCCUCACUUCUUUUCAGAGUGCAUAUAAUCUGUUCAUAAAAUGUUUCUCUGUUUUUGUUGUUCUCAUUGAUCUUGUGUAUGUACAACAUUUAGUAAUUGAUUUUUUAAAAAUAUAUAUUUUAAAUGAAUACAAACAUUGUUUAUGGAUCUUUGGGUUCCUCCUGUUGCAUACGUAAAUUAUGUCCCAUGUAUAUAAAAACUACUGCCUCUAUAUUUCAAGAAUAUUUAGCUUGUAUAGUGUAAAUAGCAGUUGUAGUUUGACAAUAAAAACAAAUGUAUUUGUUUUUAAAAACCCGAA
Alosa sapidissima (American shad) is the source of this 5016-nucleotide messenger RNA. It is a transcript of the gene slc38a3b, whose product is annotated as solute carrier family 38 member 3b. Gene Ontology annotation, molecular function: L-asparagine transmembrane transporter activity; L-histidine transmembrane transporter activity; L-glutamine transmembrane transporter activity. The coding region runs from base 304 to 1896 and encodes 530 amino acids. The transcript is spliced from 17 exons. Lineage: Eukaryota; Metazoa; Chordata; Actinopteri; Clupeiformes; Clupeidae. Gene Ontology annotation, biological process: histidine transport; asparagine transport; amino acid transmembrane transport. The record is from RefSeq and is a predicted model, not a curated record.